AAUGUAGGUACAUCCGUUCGGUAAGAAUGAAGCAGACUUGUUUAGAAGGUUGUUUGUCGAUGCGCGUUGAUGGUGUCGGUUGGUGUUCGUUAGUUGUGUUUUAGUUUGCCUCUUUGUUUUUUUAUAUUUAUUUCGUCUAUUUUGCAUUAUUUUAAAUGUAUUCGUGGUGAUUCAAUAUUUAUUUUUAAUCUCGUGUAAUUUCUUCGUUCCAUCUACUUAUGAUCAUGCCAGCCGAAGAAGAAAAUUCGUUAGAACAAUCGUUAAUUCAGAGUACUUACGUGAACAAGGAAUGGCUAUUCGAGGAGUUGCUUUUGGAUAAGACUCGAAUCGUGGUUUUGGACUGCAGAAGUUCCAACGAAUAUGGUGAAUCGCAUAUUCGGCACGCUGUUAAUUUCAGUAUACCGAGCAUUAUGUUGAGACGUCUGGCAGCCGGGAAGAUUGAUCUUCUGUCAACAAUACGUUCGAGAGAAUUAAAAGAAAAGAUUAUGAACGCGUAUAAGGAUAAUAUAUUUGUGGUGUAUGGAGAUAUGAUCAACGAUCAAAGAAAUUCAGCCAGCGAUACCAUACACGUUUUGAUGAGAAGAUUACUGAAGGAUGGUUGUCGCGCUGUUUGUUUACGAGAUGGUUUCAACGAAUUUCAUCGCGCGUAUCCGGAAUGGUGCGAAUCGUGUAGCGAAUUAUUGGAGAGCCCCGGAGCCGGAGCGGAUUUAGCUACGAGCGAUCCAAAUGUGACUGUGCCAUUGAUGGGUUUGCAAUCGUUGCGAAUUAGCAGUUCGGCGGUUACGUUUGCGAGGCAGAAAACACCAGCGUUACCUUCAAGUAGUACAGAAGAUAGUAGUUCCGAUUCCGAGCAUUUGGAUACAGCAGCGUCUUUGGGUUUCGACGACGAUAGAGAUUUCCCCAUCGAGAUCGUACCGUAUUUGUAUUUAGGGAAUGCGGCCAAUUCCGAGGAUUUAGAGGCUUUGAGCCGACACGGAAUCAAAUACAUUCUAAAUGUAACUCCAGAUUUACCGAAUAAAUUCGAAAAAACUAGUAGUAUGAAAUACAUGCAAAUUCCAAUAGCGGAUCACUGGAGUCAAAAUCUAGCGAGUUUCUUCCCUAAGGCCAUACAAUUUAUAGACGAAGGAAGAUCGCAAAAAAUCGGAGUCCUAGUGCACUGUCUAGCCGGAGUAUCUCGUUCAGUGACCAUAACUGUUGCGUAUCUGAUGUCACACAUGUCUCUCAGUCUAAACGACGCGUUCAGUUUAGUACGAUCGCGAAAAUCGAACGUCGGUCCGAAUUUUUAUUUCAUGGAACAACUCCACGCUUAUGAACGCGAACUGACAAAUUCAUCGUCGUCCAAACGCAGCGGUCAAUCUUCAAUCGACAGCGGCGACGGAGGAGGCGACGAAUCCGGCCUUUCUUCAGCAUCCUCAUCGGCUGAUCGAAAAUGCGACCAAUGCGGUACACCGAGGACGAGCACAGCUUGCAGUAGGUGUCAAGUAGCUGCGCAUUUUCUCAGUCCUUUGACAGUUUUUGGACAAAGUCCAGAUAGUGGUAUCGAAUUCGACAGAUGGACUCCGGGUACCGGUGAAUGAGAUUUAGCGCAGGGGAUCGAACAGGCCCCUGCUACUCAUACUCAUUUCCCUUCCUUUAACUGAGAUUAGCUCGUAAUAUUGUUUUCCUUUUACCAGUUUUGUCGAAAAUUUUCGUUAAAAAUCGAAGUAUUCUAAAUAUUUGUACCAACCGGUGAAGGCAGAGGCGGCGUUCACGUUAAGAACACCUUUGUUGUCGAACAACGAGUAUUUUACAUUAGUUUUUUUGAUCAGGAAGGUUUUUUUGUGUGUUUUCUCUCUUUUUUAUUUUUGUUUGUUUUUUCUGAGUGCAGUUUUUCUUUAUUUUUCUAUGUUACGUAUGUUUUCCGCGACUUUGAUACGGAUAUUGGUAUCUUUAAAAAAAUACCAUAACGUGGUUUUUAUUUUUGUUUUUCAAUAUUGCAAUAUGUAAUCUACCUAUUAUAAUUAUGAAAUUUCUGACUCGACGUAGGAUGAUUUCUGAUGAAAAAUUUACGCUCUUCGGUUUGUUUCUUAUUAUACGAGUAUUAUACUCAUAAGAUGCGUAUGUAGUCCGGUACCUAAAAUUAUAUUCGCUUAUUCAAACAAAACAAAAAUGUUGAAUUGACUUUAACCGAAAUUUAAUUAACAUCGGUUUCCUAUUAUUAAACUAUCGCGUUUGAAAAAUUACAAACAUUAUAAUUCAAAAUACCAGUACGAGUAUUUUUUCUGGUCUUUUGUAAUGUAAUAUCUAAUAAAAAAAGCAUUAUUAGAAAAUAAAAUACGAAACAAAAAAUCGCGAUUAAUUAAAGCAACUGCGGCUAAGCAAAUUUACACAGUGAUGUUGAUUUGUGACGAUGAAUUACAACAAAACGUAAGGAAAGACUUCAUUUUGUGCACCAAGACUGAGAUUUACAAAUUUUAUUUUAAAACCGAAAAUAUUUUUUGUAUAUAAAACUUGAUAUUAUUUAAGGCCCAGUGUUACCUUUACAUGCAACACGUAAAAUCCGAAUAUAGCGUUAAAAAUACAUACGUAUAAGAUCUCGACAAGGCCAUCAGUAGCAAUAAAGAUAUGUAUUUUCGAUUUAGAUAUGUUCGCUUUUAGAGAAAUUUCAUGUCGCAUUAAGUAAAUUAUUUAUACGAGUCGAUGAAUUCGAGCAAUUCAUCUUAUGUAUUUUGUUUUGUUCCCUUAUUAUUUUUUGUUCAUUGUGUGUGUGUUUUUUUGUUCUAUUCAUUUAUUUAUUAGAUGUGUUUAUUUUUGUUUGUUUGUUUUUUUUUUCGAAGAAAAAAAUGCCAUAUAAGUAUUCGUUAUUUUGGAUUAAGUUCCUUCACUGUUUUAUUCCGUACUGAAAAAUCGCAAAAUUGGUAUUCACAUUCCUGUGCUUCUAAUUUUUUCUCUUUUUUUUCAUUUUUCCAAAGUUCCUCGGCAUAUUCAUCAAUUCUGUAAAUGAUUUUUCUUUCAUGAUUCUUACGCGUUACGUUUAUAUAAUUAAUUUCUUACUCUUUAAGUAUUUUAUUAUUGCGUGCCGUAAAAAUAUUAUGUUGUUACGAAUAAAAAACAAUGUUGUAAUUUUGUGUAUAUGUUUUGUACUUUUGUUACAUAUCUUCCUUUUUUUCUUUCUUUUUUUUUUUUUAGUUACCAAAUGAAACUUUACAUUAUUGAAAUCUAAUUUCUCGCGAAACAUUCGGAGUUGAUUGUAAACUAAUUUUUAUGUAUGCUUUUUUUUCAUUAAAAAUUACUUGUUCGGAGAAGACGUCGAAAUAUUAUAUUCGUGUUUGCUUCUACAUUACUGUGUAAAAUUUUAUCGCAAAAGUUUUUCUCCUUUCUCAUAUGAACUACCGUGUUUAUUGUUUAAUUCAAAUUUCAUUUUAUUAGUGUAUUUAUGUUCUUUUUUUCUAUUUUCUUAAUACAAUAAUUUCUUGCCAUUUAAA
Planococcus citri (citrus mealybug) is the source of this 3464-nucleotide messenger RNA. It is a transcript of the gene Mkp3, whose product is annotated as Mitogen-activated protein kinase phosphatase 3. The transcript is spliced from 4 exons. Gene Ontology annotation, biological process: protein dephosphorylation; negative regulation of MAPK cascade. The coding region runs from base 219 to 1577 and encodes 452 amino acids. Gene Ontology annotation, molecular function: protein tyrosine/threonine phosphatase activity; MAP kinase tyrosine/serine/threonine phosphatase activity; MAP kinase tyrosine phosphatase activity. Gene Ontology annotation, cellular component: cytoplasm; cytosol. The record is from RefSeq and is a predicted model, not a curated record. Lineage: Eukaryota; Metazoa; Arthropoda; Insecta; Hemiptera; Pseudococcidae.